AAUGUUGGGAUUACAGGUGUGAGCCACCAUGCCCAGCCCAAUGUGGUUUAAUUUUUUGAGGAACAACUUUGCUGCUUUUCACAGUGACUGCACCAUUUUAUGUGUCCAUCAGCAGUGCACAAAGUGCUAAUUUCUCAAAAUAACAUCCACACCAACACUUGUUAUUUUCUGUUUGUAUUUUUUUUGGUAAUGGCUAUCUUCAGGGGUGCGAUGUGGUAUCUUAUUGUGGUUUUAAAUUACAUUUCCCUAAUGAUUAACGGUGCUGAGUGUUUUUUAUUGUGCUUAUUGGCCAUUUGUGUAUCUUUGGAGAAAUCUCUAUUCAAGUGACUCUGCAUUCUUAACCAUUACCAGUGCUUCUCUUAGAUUUGUAACCUCUGAGAAUAGUGGGUCAGCAUUCUGGGCUGAUGAAGGCCUCCCUCAGGAGCUGGCCACUGGAUGAUCUGUUUGGUUGAAUAGUUAUCAUCGCCCACACUUUGGUGGCAUUUGUCAUUCAUGGGCCUCAUGCAGAGAGGGAGGCACUCUUGUGAGUCCUCCCAAUUACAGUUGGGGAAACUGAGAUAUGGAGAAGUUGAGUAUCUUACCCAAGGUAGCAUAGCUAAUCAUGGUGGAGCUGGGAUUUGAAUGAGUUCUGGAGUCCAUGCUGUACCUUACAGAUAUGGCCAGGGGGAUGCAAUGGCAAAGGCCACUGCAGGCAGUACAACCAGUGUGUGCAGAGGUUUGGAUAUGGUGGCUUUGGAGAAAGAACAGGUCUUGGGUAGAAGUGGUCAGAGCCCAGCUUGAAUGGGGGUGACCUGAAGUGGGAGGAAGAGUAGGACAGGUCUAGAGAGGCCAGGAACAGCGUCAGAGUUUGGGGAGGAGGCUUGGUGCUUAGGGACCCUGGCCUUUUUUCUUCUCACAAAAUAUUUAUUAAUUAUAAAGGAAAAAUAAUAACUGCACAGUGGAGAAAUUUGGCAGAUAGUGCCUUAACCAAGGAAUUGGCUGAUCACUAAGAUUAAGACAAACUGUUGUUAUGGGUGGGUGUGUAAUGUACCUACAGUCCCAAUUACUCAGGAGGCUGAGAUGGGGGGAUUGAGCCCAUCUGUUUGAGGCUGCAGUGAGCUAUGGAGUGCACGCUAACCUGAGCAACACAGUAAGACCUCAUCUCUAAAAAAAGAAAAAGGAAGCCUCCCAAUACCACGUACUAAGAAGGACACAAUGUCACUUCUUUGUUAUUCCUGACAGAUAUGUUUAACUUUCUCUCCUUUCUUUCUUCCUCUCUUUUUCUCUUUCUUUUUCUUCUUCCUUAUUGAUGUAAGAAAAAGCUUUAUACAUUUAAUGUAUACCUCUCAAUGAUUGGCCUUGGCCUUUGAGGUGUCCUGGGUCCAGUCCAGCCACUUGUCCAGUGGUGUUUCCUCUUGUUUGGUCCCUGGAGGAAGAAAAUAUGGAAGGGUGUGAUGGACCUCAUGGUCCAGUGGGAGAGACAGCAAACAAGUUAUAUUUCCUAUCCUAGAUAACAGAGUAUCUAAAAUGACAGGAUGCAAUGAAUGCUCAGGAAGGAAUAAAAUGGGUGAAAGAGCUGAGACCCCCUUUUUGGUGAGAUCUGAAGUGGAUGAGGGAGGAGGUUCCAGGCAGAGAACAACUGGUGCAAAAGCCCUGAGGCAGCAAAGACCUUGUGUUCAGGAAUAGCAAGGAGGGCUUUGUGGCCAGGGCAGGAAAGGCUGGAGAUAAGAUGGGAGAUCUGGAUAAGGACUAAGUCCUGGAAGGCCUGAGGGCCAAGUGGGGAGCUUGGAUUUUAUUGUGAGGGAGCCACAGGAGGGUUUAAACCCGGCAGUAAUGAGAUCUUAUUUCUGCUGGGAAAACAUUGCCAUGAUUGCCCCCAUUUUACAGCAGAGGAAACCGAGACUCAGAACCAUAACCAGGGAGUGCUUCCUAAGGUGGGUUCUAACUCUGGGGUCCAGCUGAGGAGGCAGUAGAUUAUUUAGGAAUUUCUUGGAGGGCACAUCUGGUGAGGGGCCAAAGCCCAACACUGAAAAUAUUGUCUCUUCCACCUCCCCUCCCCAGAUAUGAGCCUGGGUUCCAAUCUUGGCUCUACCAUUUAUCAGCUGUGUAAUUUUGAGCAAGUGGCCUUACCUCUUGGAGCCUCAGUUUUCUCAUCCAAAAAUGAAUAUAAUAAUGGUAGCCACCUCACAGGGUAGGUGUGAGGAUCAAAUGAGUUAACAUUUUGUAAAGUGCUUUGAAGAGCGUCUGGUACAAAGAAAGUGCUCAGAUGAGAUUUGCUUUUUUUUUUUAUUAUGAAAAUCAUUAUUGUUGUUUUGCUGUUACUACUAUUAGUGCCUAAAGGAACACUCCCCAUCCCCCAUUUUUGCCUCAGUGGAGGGCUAGGCAGGGCCCUGCAGGCCAUUUGGGGGAUGAUGGACUUGUUGCCCCCUCCCCUGUAAAGUUAGGGACUGGAGGAGGCUGCAGUGCCCAGGGGAAGGAAAGCUGAUGUGAAUCACUGCCGGCCUCCUCAUGCCCUACAACCUAGCCCUGGCCCAGCUCCCACAGGCAGGGAACAGGAGCCUCUUCAGCCUGUGCAGAGCAGAGGGCUGAGGCUGAGGCCUGGGGGACCCCUCCUUUCUGGGUCUCAGGAUUCCCGUGGAAAAUGGCCUAUCAAAUGCACCUACCUGAAGUGAAUUAUAGGGCUUGGGCUGGAAGAGGUGGCAGUCACCGCCUCACCUCCCUCCUGGGAAUUCCUUCCUGCAGGGCUGCAGUCUCAUGGGAUUAAAUGAGGAGACUCGGGGGGUUUAAAUGAGUAUGGUGCCUGGCACUCAAAAAUUCUAGUUAUUGUUGCUACUAUUACGGCUGUUGUUUGGGAUGUGAAGGAUGUAAACUGCUUUCACGAGGCUUCUAAGGCACUUCCAGGCCCAGCCUGUUCCAGAGGGACCGAAUCUACACGUGACAGAAUGGAGCGCCAGAGAGGUCCCGAAACCUGGUCAGGGACACACAGCUAGGAAGUGGUGGCGUUAAGGCGUGGUCUGAGGGAAAGUGCCCAGGCUGGACUCCCCUGAGUGAUUUUGGGCUAGUGUUUCAGCCUCUCCCAGACUCAGUUUACCAUUAGUCAAAUGGGUAACAAUUGAACUCACCUGAUAAGUGAUUGUUGGGAAGAUUAAAAUGGGUUACCCAAUACCAAGAAAAUCACUUUCCUGUGCCUAGCACAGUGAACAGCACCUGGCGGUCGUUCUGAGUCAGGGAGGGGGGCUCAGUUUGUCCAUCUCUCAGAUGGGUGCGCUUGCCUGCCAGGGCCACGAGGACUCCGCGCGCCAGAUGUGUGGUAGGCGGGUCUCGGCUCCCGGAAGAGCUUUCCUGGGUGGUCCUGGAGCGGGUCGGACCCGGUUCCUGAGCCAGGCCAGCUGCCAGCCGCCGGGGCUCGGGUUCCGGCCCCUGCCUGGCUUUUCUUCCUCCUUUCGGGUAAUACGUGGGCCGGCGGGUUCACUUGCCCGCAGCCGCCGGAAGUUGCGCAAACUCAGGUUGCCUGAGCCCCAGGUGGGCUGGGCUGGAGGAGCGCAGGCCAGCCGCGCGGGCGCAGCCAGCAGUUGCCGGGGUCCAGCUGCCUCCAUUCUGCCUGGAUCUCUGGCUCCUCAUUUCUCCAGUCUCCUCAGACCAAAUCCCUUGGGAUAUGCAGCAGCCAUGCCUGUGGACAUGCUGAGCCCUGGAGCCCCGGCCGCCCCUGCCCUACCUUGCCGCCUGCGGACCAAGGUCCCCGGCUACCUGCUCCGGAGGCCGGCAGAUGGUGGAGUCCGGAAACCGAGUGCUGUGGAGCGCCUGGAGGCCGACAAGGCCAAGUACGUCAAGAGCCUGCAUGUGGCCAACACCCGUCAGGAACCUGUGCAGCCCCUGCUGUCCAAACAGCCACUCUUUGGUCCUGAGACUCGCCGCACAGUGCUCACACCCAGCCGCCGAGCCCUGCCUGGCCCCUGCCGACGGCCCCAGCUGGACCUGGACAUCCUCAGCAGCCUCAUCAACUUGUGUGAUAGUCCCGUGUCCCCUGCUGAGGCCAGCCGCACUCCUGGACGGGCAGAGGGAGCCGGCCAGCCUCCCCCAGCCACCCCCCCACGACCGCCACCCAGUACCUCUGCGGUCCGCCGAGUGGACGUCCGCCCUCUGCCUGCGUCACCUGCCCAGCCCUGCCCGUCACCGGGUCCUGCCGCCGCCUCCAGCCCAGCCCGGCCACCGGGUUUGCAACGCUCUAAGUCGGACUUAAGCGAGCGCUUUUCUAGGGCAGCCGCUGACCUGGAGCGCUUUUUUAACUUCUGCGGCCUGGACCCGGAGGAGGCAAGAGGGUUGGGUGUGGCCCACCUGGCACGGGCCAGCUCCGACAUCGUGUCCUUGGCCGGGCCCAGUGCUGGGCCGGGCAGCUCUGAAGGGGGCUGCUCCCGCCGCAGCUCGGUUACUGUUGAGGAGCGGGCCCGGGAGCGCGUCCCCUACGGUGUGUCGGUGGUGGAGCGCAAUGCCCGCGUGAUCAAGUGGCUGUAUGGGUUAAGGCAGGCACGGGAGAGCCCCGCAGCUGAAGGCUAGGCUGCCGCUGGACCUGGAAUUCGCCACAGGACAGAUCUUACAGAGGCAAGUGGCCCCUGGACCUCUCUUGCAUCCAUUCUCCGGAUCUGCAUGUCAGAGGCUCCACCCUGGGGUGAACUUGGUAUGGAGGCAAAGGCUUAGAGGCUGGACCAGCAUUCUUGGGCAAGGACUGACCCUGAAGGGUUUUGCUCUUUGGACAGCCGAGAACCCCUCCUUCCACCCCAAUACAAGGUUUUUGACAUGUUAUUCCUGAUUAGUUCCUCUUGUGGGGCUGUAUUUGGGGUGCUUUGCCUUCCCCACUGAGAGUGAGGGCCAAGGGAUCGCCUCCAUCCUGUCUCGCCAGUGGCUCUGUAUCCUUCCUUCCUUCCUUAGCCUCUGCCCUUUGCUGACGUCCUCUUCCUUACCCAGCAGAACUCACCCUGGGGUCGUGGCAGUGGGGAGGAGCCUAUCCACUACUCUUCCUAGUCCUUGGCAGCUGGCCUAGGUGGGUAGACAAUGUUGGGGGCUGGUUAGGAAUCUGCACUGCUUUGACUUACCUCCCCUUGGUUAAUAAACACAAAUGCUUGUUUCUCAA
Messenger RNA from Cebus imitator (Panamanian white-faced capuchin), 5107 nucleotides. RefSeq names its product family with sequence similarity 110 member A (gene FAM110A). The transcript is spliced from 2 exons. The record is from RefSeq and is a predicted model, not a curated record. Lineage: Eukaryota; Metazoa; Chordata; Mammalia; Primates; Cebidae. Bases 3238 to 4533 code for a protein of 431 amino acids.